AUGUCGGUGGCUAUCAAGUCAAUCCGGAAAGACAAAAUCAAGGAUGAGCAGGAUCUUGUCCAUAUCCGGAGAGAGAUUGAGAUCAUGUCCUCCCUCAACCACCCCCACAUCAUCGCUGUCCACGAAGUGUUUGAGAACAGCAGCAAGAUCGUCAUUGUGAUGGAGUACGCCAGCAAGGGUGACCUGUACGACUACAUCAGCGAGCGGCAGCGGCUGACGGAACAGGAGGCACGCCAUUUCUUCCGGCAGGUCGUGUCUGCCGUCUACUACUGCCAUAAGAAUGGGAUCGUUCACAGGGACCUGAAGCUGGAGAACAUCCUUCUUGAUGCAAACGGGAACAUCAAGAUUGCAGACUUUGGCCUGUCCAACGUUUACCAGCAAGACAAGCUUCUGCAGACUUACUGCGGCAGCCCUCUCUACGCAUCCCCCGAAAUCAUCAAUGGGCGGCCGUACAAAGGCCCGGAGGUAGGUUGUGCCUCACCCCCUGU
Messenger RNA from Eurypyga helias (sunbittern), 488 nucleotides. Its product is annotated as NUAK family SNF1-like kinase 2. The annotation marks the transcript as partial. Gene Ontology annotation, biological process: protein phosphorylation; microtubule cytoskeleton organization; intracellular signal transduction. The transcript has 5 exons. Lineage: Eukaryota; Metazoa; Chordata; Aves; Eurypygiformes; Eurypygidae. The record is from RefSeq and is a predicted model, not a curated record. Gene Ontology annotation, molecular function: protein serine/threonine kinase activity; ATP binding; tau-protein kinase activity. Gene Ontology annotation, cellular component: cytoplasm.